Molecule: messenger RNA, 1028 nt
Organism: Branchiostoma floridae (Florida lancelet)
Lineage: Eukaryota; Metazoa; Chordata; Leptocardii; Amphioxiformes; Branchiostomatidae
Product: G patch domain-containing protein 11-like
Exons: 7
Coding region: 105-893 (262 amino acids)
Cellular component (GO): kinetochore
Molecular function (GO): nucleic acid binding
Source: RefSeq, a predicted model, not a curated record
GCCUGCGCGAGAACUCGGUUGUAUUGGGAAUGUUCAUUGGUCAAUUCUUGUCAGACUGACCAAUCACAUGCUUCUUUAGUUCACACAUAAUCAAAACAUCCAACAUGGCGGAAGGAGACGAUUUGGAUUACAUGUCCGAUGCGAUUUUGCAGCAAACUUCUGAUGUGCGCCCAGGGUUACCUGUUCUUAAAAGAGUGGCCCGACAACGAGAACUUGAGCAAAAGCAGAAAGAAGCAAACGAAAAAAGCAGAAUGAAACCUUUAAAACAACAGCAGGCUGAGAAGCGUGAUGAGGCAUUGAGUCAGCCAAUCAGCAGUGACAACAUAGGGUUCAAAAUGCUCCAGAAGAUGGGUUUCAAGCAGGGACAAGGCCUGGGCAGAUUAGGAAAGGGCAGAGCAGAACCUGUGCCUCUGGAGGUGAAGUCAGACAGAACAGGCAUGGGUCUGGCCAAUGAACAGAAGAGAAAGGCAGAUGAGAUGAACAAAAUGCGCCAGGAGAUGCAAAGAAAACGUCAAAGAAUGGCGGAGCUGGAACGAGGGGAUUUCACACAGAGAAUGAAAAGUAAAUUUACAGAGAGAGAAGUGCAGCGGGACCUGUACAAGAGCCAGAAGGUGUGUGAACAGUUGGAUAGUGCAAAGAGUAUCACAGAACCAAUUGCUCCAUGGUACUGGCCAAAAAUUGCACAAGCAGAAGAAGAGAAAGAAAGUGAUGAAGAGGAAGAAGAGUCAGAGGAGGAGGAAGAAGAUGAACUUCAGCCUGAAGAAAUGCUUCAAGAGCUAACAAGUUAUCUGAGAAGAGAGCAUCUAUACUGCCUGUGGUGUGGGACAGCAUACAAUGAUGAAAAGGAUCUUACAGACAAUUGUCCAGGUGAUGAUGCAGCAGCUCAUGGAUAAUUAUCAGGACUGUGACAAUAUUUUUUUCAAAGUAGGAUACCGGUCAUCUGAUCUCAACUGUCAAUAAUGUGGCUUUGCAUGUUACAUCAUAUCGUAAUGAUACAGAAAGCAAAUAAAACACAAUGUCAUUCAUCA